AUGCCAGGGCUAGGAAGAGAACGAGAAUGGCCUGCGAUAAGUGCAGCUCGUCUCGAACCAGAUGUGACGGCCUUUAUCCAUGACUAUGGGUACUCCUGCCAUUACGACAGGCAGAUAAAGAAACGUGGCAGGGCAAAACGGAGUGAUAAGCUGGACCGAGUGCCAGAAACAGCUGCCAGCAAGAGUAUCACCAAUACGCCCCCAUCUGACACACAGAACUCCCAAAACCAGUUUCCAUCCCCGACGGAGCAAGAGGAAGACCAUAUAUCUCCAGUGGAGAGCUACAGGAGACACUCUCUUCAGAGGCAACCCCAUAGUCAUGCAGCCACUUCCAUUUCUUCCCUCCCUCUUGGGUCACCUCCAGGAGACACAUUCUCUCUAGAAGCCCUCAACCUCCAGCCCACUCGUGGAAGUGCCCGGCAAGGGCAACAACGGCAACCACCUGCUCCUAAUGGAUUAGAACGUAUAGUGACGAGCUGCCCCCAACCUACCACACCAAACGAUGUCCAGGCCAGCCGGAAUCCAGCUCAGCACCGUCAUAGCAUUCCCUCAGUAACCUCCAGCCCCAUCUUCAACUUUACCCUGCCAACUCCGAAGCCUUUACACGGCGAGCCAAACUUCGGUAUUGCUCACGAUACAUGGGCUUCAGAAUGUCGGUAUCGAUGCCUGGACCCAUUGAUGCCAUAUUUCACUCCCGUCUUCUCGCCAUCACUUGCAUGUGAUCUUGUCGACAUAUUCCUUGUAGACCCGGGCACGUCUCUUUUUCGGUGCGCAUCACCCUACAUAUUAACCCGUAUAUUCCGCAAAAAGUCCCUGUUUCAUCCCACAAGCCCGCGCCAAACAUCACCAGCACUCCUGGCAACCAUCCUUUGGUGCUGCGCACAAACUGCUGAUAUCUCUGCCCUGCUGGUUCCGGGCUCUCGUGCGAAUCUUACCAACGCUCUCUACGAGUUAGCUACUUUCCUGAUAUCCAGACGUGAUCCAGAUCGGUGGCGCCGAAUCCAUGGCGGUCUGCGGACAGAGAAUGAGCAAUGGCAAGAGACUAUUCCUGACCAUGCCAUGCCCAAUACGACCGAAAGCAAUGAGCCCGUCGGCGAUGUUGACGAUGUAUUGACAUUUCUUUUGCUAUGUAUCGGCGUCAGCGCCUCGGAUUUCAAGUCCGAUAGCUACAAGUGGUGGAGCAAAGCUCGACGGCUGGCCAUGACUCUCCGUCUCAAUCAGCUAGAUGCCUCCCAGGAUCUUGACGUGGUCCCAACACCUACAGCCUCAGUGGCAGACAUCGAAGCCAAGGAAGAGAAAAGACGGGUGUUCUGGCUCCUAUUUGCUCUAGACCGCCACCUUGCGCUCUCCUUUAACCGGACAUUGGAGAUCCCUGAUUCAAUAUGUGAUGUCUACGCCCCUCUGCCCGAGAAUGUAUGGGAAAACCUUGACGAGAUUCCACCCCAUAGCCUGCCUCAGCGAGUGAUUGGCCCGCCUACCAUCAUCACAGGUGCCGGGUUCUUCGAGUAUUUCCUUCCCCUCAUGGUGAUUCUGGGCGACAUCAUCGAGACCCAUCACAGCCAGCAUCACCCACGCCUGGGCAAUUUCGAUUCCUCGUUCGCCCAGAGCGUCAUCAAAAACACCAUUGCAAACUGUGAGGGCAGCCUCGAGAGACUGGCGCACCAAAUCGAGCUCGAGAGCGGCGCCGCAGGAACCCCGAUGCACAUCAGCAACCUGGUCACGGGUCUCAACCACCAGGAUUCCUCCUCUUCAAGACGACCCCUCGUGCGCGAGCCCACGACCGCCAUGGGCGACCGGUCUCACAUGACCCUCGUGGUCGCGUACAGCACCUUCAUCCUGCACGUCCUCCGCGUCCUCCUGCACGGCGGCUGGGACCCCAUCAAGAUGCUCGACAACGACGACGACUGGAUCACCACCCCGCGCUUCGCCGAAUGCGCGUCCCACGCCAUCGCCGCCUCCGAGGCCGUCUCGGACAUCAUCAAGCUCGACCCGGAGCUCAACUUCAUGCCGUACCUGUUCGGCAUCUACCUCCUCCACGGGAGCUUCAUCCUCCUGCUCUUCGCGGACCGCAUGCCCCAGCUCGGGCCGAACCAGAGCGUCGAGCAGGCCUGCGAGACCAUCAUCCGCGCCCAUGAGGUCUGCGUGGUGACGCUGAGCACGGAAUUCCAGAGGAACUUUCGAAGGGUCGUUCGAUCGACACUUUAUAGCGUUCGUGGAGGAAGUCCCGCGGGGCGCGAAGAGCACAAGGCAGCUCGGAGACAGAUCCUUUCUCUGUACCGGUGGACUAGAGGCGCAAAAGGGUUGGGCAUCUGA
Molecule: messenger RNA, 2313 nt
Organism: Clonostachys rhizophaga
Lineage: Eukaryota; Fungi; Ascomycota; Sordariomycetes; Hypocreales; Bionectriaceae
Source: the annotation of a GenBank genome assembly